Molecule: messenger RNA, 351 nt
Organism: Monoraphidium neglectum
Lineage: Eukaryota; Viridiplantae; Chlorophyta; Chlorophyceae; Sphaeropleales; Selenastraceae
Product: Chaperonin CPN60-1
Exons: 4
Coding region: 1-351 (116 amino acids)
Biological process (GO): protein refolding
Cellular component (GO): mitochondrion; cytosol
Molecular function (GO): ATP binding; ATP-dependent protein folding chaperone
Source: RefSeq, a predicted model, not a curated record
AUGGGGGACAAGUUCCAGGAGCGUCUGGCCAAGCUGAGUGGUGGCGUGGCUGUCCUCAAGAUUGGGGGCGCCAGCGAGGUGGAGGUGGGGGAGAAGAAGGACCGCGUGGAGGACGCACUCAACGCAACAAAGGCGGCCGUGGAGGAGGGCAUUGUGCCGGGCGGCGGCGCGGCGCUGCUGCACGCGGCCAAGGAGCUGGUGGCGGUCAAGGAGAAGCUGCAGAACUUUGACCAGCAGAUCGGGGUCCAGAUCAUCGCCAACGCGCUCAAGUCGCCAGCGCUAUUCGCUGGCACGAGCGGCGCGGCAGCCGCAGGGCAGGCCGCUGUUGCCAGCUCAGCCAGCGGGGGAUGA